Symbiodinium natans is the source of this 219-nucleotide messenger RNA. NCBI's taxonomy places the organism in Eukaryota, Dinophyceae, Suessiales, Symbiodiniaceae. The record is from the annotation of a GenBank genome assembly.
AUGGAUUUCCUACGCGUAGUGUCGGGAUAUGGGUCCUGCGACUUCUGUGCUGCAACGGAGGAUCCCAAGAAGGCUGUUACCGUGCAGAAGUAUGCCAGCGGCUCAGACGCAGCAGCCAUAGAGAAGAAGAUGAUGAAGUGGAUCAGCGACUGCGCGCAGUUGGUGGAGCCGCUGGGCGAGGUGAAAAAGCAGGCCAGUUGCUACACGCAGAACGCCUGA